Molecule: messenger RNA, 1144 nt
Organism: Schistocerca cancellata (South American locust)
Lineage: Eukaryota; Metazoa; Arthropoda; Insecta; Orthoptera; Acrididae
Product: NADH-ubiquinone oxidoreductase 75 kDa subunit, mitochondrial-like
Exons: 2
Coding region: 1-1086 (361 amino acids)
Molecular function (GO): oxidoreductase activity, acting on NAD(P)H; iron-sulfur cluster binding
Source: RefSeq, a predicted model, not a curated record
AUGUUUUGGAGAAUGUUUGUGGUGGACGUGGGCUGCACGGGGAACGUGGCGGCCCCAGGCAACCGCCAGCGCCUGAGUCAUCGUGCGUCGCCCACGCUGCAGAGUAGCGGGACCCGGCGCGCCGGGUGUACCAAUCCUAGGUUUGAAGCACCUAUCUUGAAUGCUAGGAUACGAAAGGCAUAUCUACACAAGGAGAGUGAAAUAGCUCUUAUUGGGCCUAAAGUGAAUUUAACAUACGAGUAUGAGCAUUUAGGUGACAGUGCUGAUGUGUUGAAACAGUUGGUGUCAGGACAGCAUCCUUACAGCAAAGUUUUGUCGUGUUCCAAGAGGCCAAUAAUUAUACUUGGUGCAGAUCAGUUGCAGAGGCCAGAUGGUGCGACCAUACUGGCACUAGCACAACAGCUCGCACGGAAUACAGCUACUACCGUAAAGGCACCAGCUGAUUGGAAGAUUCUGAAUGUACUGCACCGUGUAGCAUCUCAGGUAGCUGCUCUUGACAUUGGAUACAAGGCUGGUGUUGAAGAAAUUCGAAACAAUCCACCGAAAGUCCUGUUCUUGUUAGGUGCAGAUGAAGGCACUAUAUCUCGAUCAGAUUUACCUGCUGAUGCAUUUGUAAUUUAUCAAGGCCACCAUGGCGAUGUUGGGGCAUCAAUGGCUGAUGCUAUUUUCCCUGGUGCUGCUUACACUGAAAAGCAGGCAUCUUAUGUGAACACAGAAGGCCGAGCUCAGCAGACACUGGUUGCUGUUACUCCACCUGCUCUUGCAAGAGAAGACUGGAAAAUUAUACGAGCUCUGUCUGAGAUAAUUGGCAAAACUCUACCGUAUGAUAAUCUGAAUGAAAGCAGGCAUCGACUGGAGGAGGUUUCACCAAAUCUGGUUCGGUAUGGCAACGUGGAAGAAGCAAACUUCUUUGUCCAAGCUACAGAACUGGCAAAGAAUGUGAAGACCCAGCUAGAUAGCUUACCUCUUGAUGUGAAGCAGAAAGAGCUUGAAGAUUUCUUCAUGACUGAUUCCAUAAGCAGAGCAUCACCAACUAUGGCGAAAUGUGUCCAGGCUGUCCUCAAACAAAAACAGUCUAAAUAUUAAUUGUGCAACUUUCUUGCUACAGUGUAGUCUGAUUGAAAACAUUAAAUUAUUUCUUAGU